GGUUCUGCUGAUAAGCAAUCCUCACCAAAAACCAACCCGCAUUCCACGUGUCAAGAAACAAGAAGGGUCAAAUCCAGAAAAGGCAAUCACCGCUGCACUUUCCUACAAAGGUUUUCAUUGCCAUAAAGUGAAGCUCCUUGAUCAACAACAACAUGCUUAUAAGCUGCUGCUACUCGUGCUAGCAGGCAGCAGCCAUAACCACUCCACCACCCCCUUCCUCCUCCAUCCGGAUUUCCAAACCACUCCUCAGCUUUAUCAUCUUCAGAUCCUGAAAAUAGAGCGUUCUUUAUUUUUUUUUAUUUUUUAUAAUAUUUGAAAAAAAAAGAAAAGAAAAUGGCUCCAUCUGCUUCAUCGUCAUCACAGCUUCAAAUUAAUGAAACCCGAACCCUAAUCCCAGGUAUCCCAAACGACAUCGCUUCACAAAUCCUGUCAAUGAUCCCGUACUCGCACCAUUCACGCAUCACCACUUGCAAAUCAUGGCACAUCUUUCUCUCCUCAACCAAAACCCUAUUUUUACUCCGCCACAAUCUCCGCCACUCCAACCACCUCUUAAUAAUCUUCCCGCAGGAUCCAUUCAUCUCUUUGCCUUACCUAUUCGAUCCGCAAAACCUCGCUUGGCGUCCACUCCCACCAAUGCCGUGUAACCCUCACGUUUACGGACUCUGUAAUUUCACUUCGGUUUCGAUGGGCCCUAAUCUCUAUGCCCUCGGUGGGUCCCUCUUCGACACCCGGUCUUACCCCAUCGACCGUCCUUCGCCAACACCGUCUGUUUUUCGGUUUAAUUUUGUUGAUUUCCUGUGGGAGAAACUGUGUCCGAUGAUUUCCCCGCGUGGUUCUUUUGCUUGUGUGGCGGUUCCUGAUUUGGGCCAAAUAAUUGUGGCUGGAGGAGGGUCGAGGCAUACGUGGUUUGGUGCGGCGGGGAGUAGGAUAAAUUCGGUGGAGAGGUAUGAUGUUGGGAAAGAUGAGUGGGUGGCAAUAGACGGGUUGCCGAGAUACAGGGCAGGGUGUGCGGGGUUUUUGAGUGGGAAUCGGGAGGAAAAGGAGUUUUGGGUAGUGGGAGGGUAUGGAGAGUCGAGGACGAUUUCGGGGAUUUUUCCGGUAGAUGAGUAUUACAAGGAUGCUGUUGUGAUGGAUCUGGAGAAGAAUGGAUGUGGGAAAUGGAGGGAAGUUGGGGAUAUGUGGGGUGUUGCGGGGAGAGGGAGGCUCGGGAAGAUUGUUGUUGUUGAGGAGGAGGCUGAAGCUGAGGGCUUGGGAGUGAAUCAGGGUCGCCCUGUUGUCUUCAUGCUUGAUGGGGAUGAGAUUUUCAGAUAUGACAUGGCUUCAAACUCUUGGCAGAAGGAGUCCAGUGUACCUCGAAAAGCUCCUUACAACUCCUCAUUUGGUUUUGUUGUGUUGGACGGUGAGCUACAUGUAAUGACUCCUGUGCAAGGAGAUGAUUUGAUGGAAACUCGAAGAUCACGGCAGCAGAAGAGGGGAGGAACACUUUUAGUUCAAAUCUAUCAUCCUAAGAUGAAGACAUCACUUGUUACAAAACCACCAUUCAAUUACCCAUUGGAUUUCAAGACUGCAAUAAUGUGCACCAUCCAGCUUUAGACAAUUACAUCUUGUGAUUAUCAUAGUUACAGCUACCCGAUUUCUGUAAUAGUUGUGUUACCUGAGUUCCUGAACCUUGUGUACUUUACUCAUAGCAUAUGGUGUUUAGCCAAUGUACAGAUUGAUGAAAUGCCGCACAGCACCAAAUUCUAUCCAA
Molecule: messenger RNA, 1750 nt
Organism: Populus nigra (black poplar)
Lineage: Eukaryota; Viridiplantae; Streptophyta; Magnoliopsida; Malpighiales; Salicaceae
Product: F-box/kelch-repeat protein OR23-like
Molecular function (GO): protein binding
Source: RefSeq, a predicted model, not a curated record